GGGACGCAACUUUUCGUCACUUCCGGUUUCCCACGGUCGCAGCCAUUUUAGCGCGGUGAAAACAUUCGCUAGGUGAACGCCGUAGAAUACAGACACACGUUGAGAAUCGCUUUUAUACUACUACUAUUAUCUCGUCAGUUUUGCUGAGUUUUUGUAGCCUAAAAUGUCAUUUGACUACAUGGAAAAGCUGUGUAACGAUGCAAUGCAUCGUUAUAAAGUGAAAUUAGACUCUGUUGGGCUGGAAAAGUGCCCUUAUAAGCAUCCAGCUGAUUUUUGGACAGACGAUCCAAAGGCUUGGCCACGCAUUGAAUAUGCCGAUGUCUACUGUUACUUAGUUGAAAGCCACGGGCCAUUCUCGCAUGCCACGAUGAAAAACUACCGCAGCUUGGAGGCGCACCAACAAUUUCGAUCAGGCUGGGUGCAGACUGUUUAUCAUCAGGUCACAUCCAAGGGAUUUUUCAUCUUCAGCGCAGCUGUCAAACCAUCUCAGCGCUUGAACGACGCUGCUCAUAGUCCCUGGGUGGCAACUGAUGACGCUGGACGAGUUGUGGCAGCUCACUGUACAUGUAUGGCGGGACUAGGGGAGUCAUGUAGUCAUGUUGCCGCAGUACUCUUCAAAGUUGAGGCAGCAGUACGUCUGGGAUAUACGACACAAGCCUGUACUGAUGUUGCUUGCCAGUGGAACAAUAGAUUUGUCUCAAAUGUGGAGCCAGCGCAGAUUAGGGACAUUAAGUUUUACAAGGAGGAGGCAAAGGACAGCAUCAAAAAGAACAGUGGAAAGAAAAGGAAGUGGUCUCACUGCAGCAAGGAUGAGGAAGAUGCUUUCAUUUCUUCCCUCAUGGAAACUGACAACAAACCAGUGGGACUUAGUUUGUUUGAGGGACCUCCUUGUCGCCUAUUCCAAAGGAAACCAGCCACGACACCGCACCGCGCACUACAAACUCCACUCCCAGCUCCACUCCGCUCCUACUUCACAGAAAGCACAGAACUCCAGACACAGAAAUCUGCAGACCUUAAAGAGAUGACUGUAACGAAGGAGGAGAUAGAUAAGGUCGAGAAAGCAACUGAAGAACAAGCGGACAGUGUGGUCUGGCAUGACCAGAGAGCUGGUCGAAUAACUGCAUCGCGAGUGUAUGAUGUUCUCCACACUAAUCAGGAAAAGCCAGCGAAGUCAGUCCUCCUCAACAUAACCAACCCCAACAUGACACCCAUCAAGACAGCUUCUCUCAAGUAUGGCAGAGAGAAUGAAUCUAAGGUUCUGGAGGAGUACGCACGGACAUCUAGGCAUGAUGACUUGAAAAUCGCACACAGCGGGCUUCGCCUGGAUGCUGAGCGUCACUGGCUAGGGGCAAGCGCUGAUGGCCUUGUAGAGUGCAGCUGCCAUGGGAAAGGUGUCAUAGAGAUCAAAUGCCCGUACUCCGCAAGAAACAUGUCAACGGAUGAAUACCUCAAGAGCAAGUACUGCUGCUUGGAUGAAAACUCACACCUGAAGUAUGGCCAUUGUUACUAUGACCAAGUUCAGACCCAGAUGCAUGUUUAUAAUGUCCAGUACUGCACAUUCAUUGUCAAAGCAGGGAACAAACUCAUAGUCGACCAUGUACAACGGGAUGAUUCAUAUCUACAUGCUGCUGUCUCAAAGCUCGAGAAGUUUUGGAGAACGAAUGUUGUGCCUGAGCUUGUAACGCGGAAAAUUGAGCUAAGAAAGAGCGAGGAGGACGCAAAGAAGAUCGAUGGAGAAUCACUGUUCUGCUACUGCCAGGAGCCGUAUGAUCAAAAUGAUGAUAGUCCUGACAAUGUAAUGGUUGGCUGUGAUGGAGCAAAGUGCAAGUAUGAGUGGAUUCAUCUACGAUGUAUUGUGCCGAAACGAAAGACAGUACCCAAAGGGAAAUGGUACUGUAAGGACUGUAAGAACACUUAGAAGUUUCCCUGAUGUUCUCAUUUUGUGGCAUGCGUACUGAAUUGCUUUCCAAUUUUCUAUAAAAAAAAAUUUGCAAAAUGUUCUUCUCUUUUCAAGAAUGAUAUUUGAACACUUUAUUUGAAUAUGUUGGAGCAUGUACUAACACGUGUACAUGGUAUAAUAAUAAAAGAUACUGGAGAGACA
Lytechinus variegatus (green sea urchin) is the source of this 2101-nucleotide messenger RNA. RefSeq lists its product as uncharacterized. The transcript is spliced from 2 exons. Lineage: Eukaryota; Metazoa; Echinodermata; Echinoidea; Temnopleuroida; Toxopneustidae. Bases 164 to 1918 code for a protein of 584 amino acids. Gene Ontology annotation, molecular function: zinc ion binding. The record is from RefSeq and is a predicted model, not a curated record.